This is a messenger RNA of Sorex fumeus (smoky shrew), 3484 nucleotides long. RefSeq names its product activity dependent neuroprotector homeobox (gene ADNP). Gene Ontology annotation, cellular component: nucleus. The transcript has 4 exons. The record is from RefSeq and is a predicted model, not a curated record. Gene Ontology annotation, biological process: regulation of gene expression. Lineage: Eukaryota; Metazoa; Chordata; Mammalia; Eulipotyphla; Soricidae. Gene Ontology annotation, molecular function: DNA binding. The coding region runs from base 149 to 3460 and encodes 1103 amino acids.
CUUUCCUGAAAGGAUUAUUGACUCUUUUUGCUACUACAUAAAUGAAAAUUGUUCAUUUGUACUUAAUGUUCAUUUCAAUUUAAAAAAAAAGAAGCCUGGUUGCUGAUUUUUAUAAAAUGUGCUCUUAAAGUGUUUAUCAAAAGAAACUAUGUUCCAACUUCCUGUCAACAAUCUUGGCAGUUUAAGAAAAGCCCGGAAAACUGUGAAAAAAAUUCUUAGUGACAUUGGGUUGGAAUACUGUAAAGAACACAUAGAAGACUUUAAACAGUUUGAACCUAAUGACUUUUAUUUGAAAAACACUACAUGGGAGGAUGUAGGACUGUGGGACCCUUCACUUACAAAAAACCAGGAUUACCGGACAAAACCUUUCUGCUGCAGUGCUUGUCCGUUUUCUUCAAAAUUCUUCUCUGCCUACAAAAGUCAUUUUCGGAAUGUUCAUAGUGAAGACUUUGAAAAUAGGAUUCUCCUUAAUUGCCCCUACUGUACCUUCAAUGCAGACAAAAAGACUCUGGAAACACACAUUAAGAUAUUUCAUGCUCCAAACGCCAGCGCACCAAGUAGCAGCCUCAGCACUUUCAAAGAUAAAAGCAAAAAUGAUGGCCUUAAACCCAAGCAGGCUGAGAGUGUAGAGCAAGCUGUUUAUUACUGUAAGAAGUGCACUUACCGAGAUCCUCUUUAUGAAAUAGUUAGGAAGCACAUUUACAGGGAACAUUUUCAGCAUGUCGCAGCACCUUACAUAGCAAAGGCAGGUGAAAAGUCACUCAACGGUGCAGUCCCCCUGGGCUCCGGCGCCCGGGAAGAGGGUAGUAUUCACUGCAAGCGAUGCCUUUUCAUGCCAAAGUCCUAUGAAGCUUUGGUUCAGCAUGUCAUCGAAGACCACGAACGCAUAGGCUAUCAGGUCACUGCCAUGAUCGGGCACACAAAUGUGGUAGUUCCCCGAGCCAAGCCUCUGAUGCUCAUCGCUCCCAAACCCCAAGAGAAGAAGGGCCUGGGACUCCCGUCGAGAAUCGGUCCCCUUGCUUCCGGAAGUGUUAGGUCGUUGCCAUCGCAGCAGAUGGUAAACCGGCUCUCAAUACCAAAGCCUAACUUAAAUUCUACAGGAGUCAACAUGAUGUCCAAUGUUCACCUCCAGCAGAACAACUACGGCGUCAAGUCCGUAGGGCAGGGCUAUGGCGUUGGUCAGUCGAUGCGGUUGGGGCUGGGUGGCAACGCCCCCGUGUCCAUUCCUCAGCAGUCGCAGUCUGUGAAACAGUUGCUUCCCAGUGGAAACGGAAGGUCCUACGGGCUGGGGGCGGAGCAGAGGUCCCAGGCCCCGGCCAGGUACUCGCUGCAGUCGGCCAACGCCUCCGCGCUCCCGGCAGGCCAGCUCAAGUCCCCUUCCCUCUCCCAGUCGCAGGCCUCCCGAGUGUUGGGCCAGUCCAGUUCCAAACCAGCCGUGGCCGCCACGGGGCCGCCCCCGGGCAACACUUCCUCGACCCAGAAGUGGAAGAUCUGUACGAUCUGUAACGAGCUUUUUCCGGAAAAUGUCUACAGCGUGCACUUCGAGAAAGAGCACAAGGCGGAGAAGGUCCCGGCGGUCGCGAACUACAUUAUGAAGAUCCACAACUUCACUAGCAAAUGCCUGUACUGCAACCGCUACUUGCCCACCGACACCCUGCUCAACCACAUGCUGAUUCACGGGCUGUCCUGCCCCUACUGCCGCUCGACCUUCAACGACGUGGAGAAGAUGGCCGCCCACAUGCGGAUGGUUCACAUCGACGAGGAGAUGGGCCCGAAGACAGAUUCCACGCUGAGCUUCGACCUGACGCUGCAGCAGGGCAGCCACACCAACAUCCAUCUCCUGGUGACCACGUACAACCUGAGGGACGCCCCUGCCGAGUCCGUCGCCUACCAUGCCCAGAACAACCCGCCGGUCCCUCCAAAGCCACAGCCCAAAGUCCAGGAAAAGGCAGACGUCCCCGUUAAAAGUUCCCCUCAAGCUGCAGUGCCCUAUAAAAAAGAUGUGGGGAAAACCCUCUGCCCGCUCUGCUUUUCGAUCCUGAAAGGACCCAUCUCUGAUGCACUUGCCCAUCACUUGCGAGAGAGGCACCAGGUGAUUCAGACAGUUCACCCGGUGGAGAAGAAGCUCACCUACAAAUGCAUCCAUUGCCUUGGCGUGUAUACCAGCAACAUGACGGCCUCGACCAUCACCCUGCAUCUGGUUCACUGCAGGGGUGUGGGAAAGACCCAGAACGGCCAAGACAAGGCGGCCGCCCCCUCCCGGCUUAAUCAGUCGCCGGGCCUGGCACCCGUGAAGCGCACUUACGAGCAAAUGGAAUUCCCCUUGCUGAAGAAGCGGAAGUUGGAGGAUGAUCGCGAUUCCCCCAGCUUCUUCGAAGAGAAGCCCGAGGAGCCCGUUGUCUUAGCUUUAGACCCUAAGGGUCACGAAGACGAUUCCUAUGAAGCCAGGAAAAGCUUCCUCACAAAGUAUUUCAACAAGCAGCCCUAUCCUACCCGGAGGGAAAUUGAGAAGUUGGCGGCCAGCCUGUGGUUGUGGAAGAGUGACAUCGCUUCUCACUUCAGUAACAAGAGGAAGAAGUGUGUCCGAGACUGUGAAAAGUACAAGCCCGGGGUAUUGUUGGGCUUCAACAUGAAAGAGUUAAACAAAGUUAAGCAUGAGAUGGAUUUUGAUGCGGAGUGGCUCUUUGAGAACCACGAUGAAAAGGAUUCCAGAGUCACUGCUAGUAAAACCGCUGACAAAAAGCUCCACCUUGGGAAGGAAGAGGACAGUUCCUCAGAUAGCUUUGAAAAUUUAGAAGAAGAAUCCAAUGAAAGCGGUAGCCCUUUUGACUCUGUUUUUGAAGUGGAGCCUAAAAUCCCUAAUGAUAACCCGGAGGAACACAUACCGAAGGUCAUUGCCGAAGAUGCUUUGGAGUCGGAGGAGAAGCUAGACCAAAAAGAGGAGGAGGAUGGUUCCAAGUACGAAGCGAUUCACUUACCUGAGGAACCUGCCAAGCCAGUGCGCGACGCGUCCGACAGUGACGUCGACCAAGAUGACGUGGAGUGGAAGGAUGGUGCUUCCCCGCUGGAGAGUGGGCCUGGUUCCCAGCAGGCGUCCGACUUCGAGGACAACGCGUGUGAAAUGAAACCAGGUACCUGGUCCGACGACUCUUCCCAGAGUGAGGACGCCAGGAGCAGUAAGCCGGCUGCCCAAAAAAAGGCUCCCAUGCAGGGCGACGGAGAGCAGUUGAAGUGGAAGAAUAGUUCCUAUGGAAAAGUCGAAGGGUUUUGGUCCAAGGACCAGUCGCAGUGGAAGAACGCAUCUGAGAGUGAGGAGCGCUUAUCCAGCCCCCAGAUCGAGUGGCAGAAUAGCACAAUUGACAGCGAGGACGGAGAGCAGUUCGACAACAUGACUGACGGGGUAGCCGAGCCCAUGCAUGGCGGGUUAACUGGAGUCAAACUGAGCAGCCAGCAGGCAUAAGUGUCCGGUUCCCUGGCACCCGGC